Molecule: messenger RNA, 787 nt
Organism: Meloidogyne enterolobii
Lineage: Eukaryota; Metazoa; Nematoda; Chromadorea; Rhabditida; Meloidogynidae
Source: the annotation of a GenBank genome assembly
AUGGAACAAGCCCAAAGUUUGUUAUUAAAUGAGCUUGCAUUUGUCAGAUGUCCAGAUCCACAAAAAAAUAUAUUUAUUUAUGAAUGGCUUAAAUAUUUGGACAGAAUUUUAACACUUACUAAAAAGUCAGAUUUAAAAAAUAGUCAACAAAAACUAGUCGAACAAUUAAAUGCCAGAAUUGUCCCAAAUGGUUGUUCUCAUCCAACUCGUUUGCUUUUAGGCCGUUGUAUUGCAAAACUUUUUUCUGUUGCCGAUGCUUCCCAUCUUUUUGAAACGAUUAAUUUGUGCAAUGAUGCGUUAAAAGACCCUUCAGUUUUAUUGCAGGUUAAAUUGACAGCACUUUCCGUACUCGGUGAAAUGUUUGAAUACUUGGGCAGAAUGGUUGGUCGAAGUUAUGAAGAAACUUUUCAAUCAUUAUCAAAAUGGCUUAAAAGCGCUGAGUCAAAUGCCCGCAUUGAAAUUUUGAAAACUAUGGCCAAAAUGCUUCAUGGUCUAGGCUCUGGAACCUUUCCAAUUUUUAAAGAUAUUUACAAAUGUUUGGCCAAAGCUCUAUUUGAUAGGGUAAUGGCUGUGAGGGUGGCUGCUGCAAAUGUAAAUAUUUUUUCUUUUUUUUUUUUUGUUUUUUUUUACUUGGGGCUGGUCUUAUGGGGUCACUAGAAUAGGUGUUCACACAAAUUUAUCACAAAUAUUUUCAGGAUUUUCCUUUCUGAUUUUCAUUUCCUCGCAGGGUCUUUAACUUUAUUGGGUAUUUGUGGGCAGGCCCGUAGCCAGGGGGGUGAGGGGGGGG